AGCCCAAUAUAUGGCUCCGGCCCACUAUAUAUUUUUACUCACUCACUCACACCGUCAAAAUUUCUUUCAAGCGCCUUUUUCCACCGUCUUCCUUUCGAUAGGUCACUCACGCACAGCGGCGGCGAGUUUGAACGGCGGCGAAGAUGCUUACAACUGAUAUACCUCCUAACCAGACAAUUUACAUUCGGAAUAUCAACGAGAAAGUCAAGAAAGAAGAGCUGAAGAGAUCUCUUUAUGCCUUGUUCUCGCAGUAUGGAAGGAUUUUGGACGUCGUUGCAUUAAAAACUCCCAAGCUUCGGGGGCAGGCAUGGGUUGUGUUCAGUGAAGUGACAGCUGCAAGCAAUGCUGUACGACAGAUGCAAAACUUCCAGUUUUAUGAAAAGCCUCUGAGAAUCCAAUAUGCUAAAUCAAAAUCAGAUUGCAUUGCUAAAGCAGAAGGUACCUAUGACAAGAAAAAGAAACUAGAGGAAAAAGCUGAGAGAAAGAAACGUGUUGAAGAAGGGCAGCCAGCUCCUGCUGCUAGUGGUCCAAGAGCUGAUAGUAAUGGAGGCCCAUCUGCUGCCUCUCGGCAAGGAAAGCCAAGUGCACAAGAAGCAGCAGCUGAGCCCAACAACAUACUCUUCAUACAAAAUCUGCCUUAUGAAACAAACAGCAUGAUGCUAGAGUUGCUUUUCAAACAGUACCCUGGCUUUAGAGAAGUUCGGAUGGUUGAUGCGAAGCCAGGUAUUGCCUUUGUAGAAUUUGAAGAUGAUUCGCAAUCUUCAGUUGCCAUGCAGGACCUUCAAGGCUUCAAAAUAAAUCCCCAGAAUGCCAUGGUGAUCACGUAUGCCAAAAAAUAAGGGUUCAUGUGUUGUGGCCGAGUGCUGCCUAUCUGUUAAUGUCAAGUAAUUGUAAUAGUUGUGCAUUUGUGGGAAAAGCUGCCUGAUCCUUGUUCUAAUCAUUGCGGCUCAUUAUGAAACCAUGUGCAGGAAGAAAGGAAAACGGUAUUCUGAUUUUAGUUGAAUCCUCUAUCAUGCAGAAGUUGUGGUGGAUUUCUAUUUGAGAUGUAUGUAGAUUUUUGAAGCGACUAA
Molecule: messenger RNA, 1070 nt
Organism: Salvia miltiorrhiza (redroot sage)
Lineage: Eukaryota; Viridiplantae; Streptophyta; Magnoliopsida; Lamiales; Lamiaceae
Product: U2 small nuclear ribonucleoprotein B''
Exons: 5
Coding region: 144-839 (231 amino acids)
Biological process (GO): mRNA splicing, via spliceosome
Cellular component (GO): U2 snRNP
Molecular function (GO): RNA binding
Source: RefSeq, a predicted model, not a curated record